CUCUCGUAGCGGCGCGGCUUGGGUGUGCAAUAAGGGAGGGAAGGUGGUGGAAGCAGCGGCAGUUAGGCCGGCGCACGGGCGGGCAUCAUGAUUUCGGCUGCCCAGCUUUUGGACGAGCUUAUGGGCCGGGACAGGAACCUGGCCCCAGAUGAAAAGCGGAGUAACGUGCGAUGGGACCACGAAAGCGUUUGCAAAUACUACCUUUGCGGCUUUUGUCCAGCUGAGUUAUUCACAAAUACCCGUUCUGACUUGGGUCCAUGUGAAAAAAUUCAUGAUGAAAACCUGAGAAAACAGUAUGAGAAGAGUUCUCGGUUCAUGAAAGUAGGCUAUGAAAGAGAGUUCCUUCGCUAUUUACAGAGUUUGCUUGCGGAGGUUGAACGCCGAAUUCGAAGAGGCCAUGCUCGUUUAGCAUUGUCUCAGACUCAACAGGCUUCAGGUCAAGCAGCAGGACCUACUGGUAAAAACGAAGAGAAGAUUCAAGUCUUAACUGACAAAAUUGAUGUACUUCUACAGCAGAUUGAAGAACUGGGUUCUGAAGGAAAGGUAGAAGAGGCUCAAGGCAUGAUGAAACUUGUUGAACAGUUAAAAGAGGAGAGAGAGCUGCUCAGGUCCACAACUUCUACAAUUGAGAGCUUUGCAGCCCAGGAAAAGCAGAUGGAAGUUUGUGAAGUCUGUGGAGCCUUUUUAAUUGUAGGAGAUGCACAGUCCAGAGUAGAUGAUCACUUGAUGGGAAAGCAGCAUAUGGGUUAUGCUAAAAUUAAAGCUACAGUAGAAGAAUUAAAGGAAAAAUUAAGAAAAAGAACUGAAGAGCCUGAACGUGAUGAUCGGUUAAAAAAAGAGAAACUAGAACGAGAAGAGCGAGAGAGGGAACGUGAAAAAGAAGAGAAGGAAAGGAAGAGGCGGCGUGAGGAAGAAGAGAAGGAAAAAGAAAGAGCUCGUGAUAGAGAGAGACGAAAGAGGAGUCGUUCACGAAGCAGGCAUUCAAGCAGAACAUCUGACAGGAGAGGGAGUCGGUCAAGGGACCAUAAGAGAUCAAGAAGCAAGGACAGAAGAAGAAGCAGGAGUAGAGAUCGACGCAGAAGCAGAAGCCAUGAUAGGUCAGACAGAAAACACAGAUCACGCAGCAGAGACAGAAGGAGGUCAAAGAGCCGGGAUCGGAAAUCUUACAAGCACAAGAGCAAAAGCAGAGAACGAGAACAAGACAGGAAAUCUAAGGAAAAAGAAAAGAGGGGAUCUGAUGAUAAAAAAAGUAGUGUGAAGUCCAGUAGUCGAGAAAAACAGAGUGAAGACACAAGCAUGGACUGCAAGGAAGGCGAUGCUAAGAAUGAGGUCAAUGGGACCAGUGAAGACAUUAAAUCUGAAGUGCAGCGUAAGUAUGUACAGAUGAAGAUGGAGCUAUGUCAAGUAAGAAGAGAUACUAAAGCAACUUCUGAAGGAAAACACAGUGUAGUCCUGCAAAAACUUUUGAGGUACAUUGUUUUGUAUCGGCUAUUUUGUAGCAGAUUCAUACCCCCAUUAGUGUGCCUCUUGGGAACAUAUUUGUAAUUAUAGUCACAAUAGAAAUUAAUUAUCCUAUUUUUUUUAAUUUUUAGGGGAUUUGUUAUCUUUUUUAACACUUGAACUGAUUUUGUAAUUAAGUCCAUAUUGUGUUGGUGCAUCAGAAACAUUUGCUUUAAUACUUAAUAUUUGAGGCACAUGUUGGACUAUUUUGUUUUUAUAUAAACUGCUAGUAUUUCUUUGUCAAGGAUGUUUCUAGUUUUUUUGCUUUGCCUUGCAUUCUAAUGCAGUUUGUUCUGUAACUCGAGAGCCAGUAGCAUUGGAUUGAUGGAAGUGUAGGGUUUAUGAAUAAUUGCAGCUGACUACCAUACCUCACACAGCGUUGGUGUUGUGAGCGGCCCAUGAAAAGCCAAAUUAAAAAUCAAGGAUUCAGUCAAACUAAGCAGGUACUCAUGCCAGGUACUCCUUUCUCUACCCACAUCCAUGUUUGAAUGCUGUUGCCUGUAAUCUUUAAGCUUACUGUUGUGUGUUUUAUUUACGAAAAGUGAAAAGGAAUCUUUGUGGAUAUUGUGAAAAUUGUUAACCUGAUUUUAACUUGAUUGGAAUUUUCUUUCAACUAUGUGUAGGGAUGCAGUGCUGCCCAGAAUUAGAUAUCUUUAAAGAGUUUUAAAUGCAAUAAAUACUACAUAAUAACCGCCUUGUUACAUUCAAUGCAUUUCAAGUCUUUAAGAGGUAUGUGUUUAUAAUUUCCUACUGCGUAGGAGAAUUGCCAGGCAGCCAUGGCACUCAGCAACAUAUACUGGCUACCAGACUUGGGAGGCAAAUGAAAAUAAAGGCCAAUAUCAGAAACACCCAAUAGGUAUAUAUAAAUGGCAAGAAUGUAAAUAACCACAUUGCAUAGUAAAUCUUAAAUAUAAAGCACUCAUUCUUGACCUAUGGUUUUUGGGGUCAUUCCUUUAAGGAAUACGCCCAAAUAAAACCCAGCUGAUACACUUAUUUCUUUGCAAUAUAGUUAAUAUAGUUUUUGCAUAGCUGUUAAGAGCUGCUUAGCAAUUACCGUGCAGGCAUAUGCAUCUUUAUUUGGAAGUAAGCCCCAUUGUGUUCAGUAAGGCUUACUCCCUGGUAAGUAUGCAUAGGAUUGCAGCCCUAGAGUGCAAUCUUUUGAGUACUGAUAUUGCACAAUCUCCAUCCAUUUCAGUGGUUACUUGCAUUUGACCCCUGUGCAAGUCCUUCUGGAAUAUGUGAAGACAAUGAUUGGUGAAUUGUGCAAGUCCUUAAUGUUUAUCCUUAACUGUCAAAUAAGGGUGUUAGGUGUAAUAUUUCUAAGAGAAUUUUGAAGACUUAAGCGGGCAGCAAACAGACAGUAUUUAGGAGUGGAAAAUGAAAGUCAUCUUUGUUCCCACUAUCUGACUCUCUUUUCCCAACAUUUUCCAUUAUAGGACAACCGUGUGACAAGUCUGUGAAGAAUCCUGAAGACUGCUAAUAUGAAGAUCUGCUUUAAAAUGAGGUGAAAGAAAGCUGUAGUGGCAUAGAAAAAAUUAAAGUUCAGUUAGAUUUUUUUAAAAAAAUAAAGUUAAAUUCAGAACUGUUGUGACCUCUCAGAAUGCAGAGAAGUUAAUAAGCAAACAAGCUACUGAGAAUUUAAGUCCUUUUACCAUUUUUUUUCCUAUAAGACUUUUAAGAUGAUAAACCAACAUAACCUGAACACAUGGCUUGCUCAGUGUUUAAUUGCAAGUUUUCAUUCUUGAACUUCGAAACACAAGGAAUAAAUGUUUAGUAUUUGUGUGACUCAAACUAAAACAAAUCCCAUUUUUACAACCAGGCUAUACCUAGCUUCUUGAUAUACCUUAAUGGAAAUAAAGUAUCUAUGAACUUCUGUUAUACAUUCGAUUGUCAUUGAGUGUUUAAUAUUAAAUAGACUUCUUUCCAAAUAAA
Molecule: messenger RNA, 3432 nt
Organism: Elgaria multicarinata webbii
Lineage: Eukaryota; Metazoa; Chordata; Lepidosauria; Squamata; Anguidae
Gene: LUC7L3
Product: LUC7 like 3 pre-mRNA splicing factor
Exons: 11
Coding region: 88-1545 (485 amino acids)
Biological process (GO): mRNA splice site recognition
Cellular component (GO): U1 snRNP; U2-type prespliceosome
Molecular function (GO): mRNA binding
Source: RefSeq, a predicted model, not a curated record